This is a messenger RNA of Pyricularia grisea, 1630 nucleotides long. RefSeq lists its product as uncharacterized. The transcript has 4 exons. The record is from RefSeq and is a predicted model, not a curated record. Gene Ontology annotation, molecular function: oxidoreductase activity. Lineage: Eukaryota; Fungi; Ascomycota; Sordariomycetes; Magnaporthales; Pyriculariaceae. The coding region runs from base 37 to 1455 and encodes 472 amino acids.
GCGAGCGAGCAGAUUCGGAGUGCAGUAAGCCUGGGCAUGCAAAAAGUUGAGCUGGGAAAACUCGCACAUUCCAAUUGUAGCCACCUGAUUAUCACUUCGCCAACUCGUUCACCAAAAGCCACUUCCGCCACUAUGACGACUUCUGCCACAAUAAACACCACCACCAAAGCCAAUUCCUUCGACAUCAAGCCGUUUGGCCAGGGCUUAAACUUUGGGGCGGAGAUUCGUGGACUGGACCUCAACAACAUGACAGGUAACGACGGCUGCGACUCUACCGGUUCUAGCCCGCUGUUUGGAGAAACCCCAGCUGACGAAGCUAUUGUAGACGAUGACGUCAACAAAUUUCGUGAGGUGAUCCAGCAAUACUUGGUUGUUGUCGUAAAAGGCCAGGCAAAUGAGCUUCCCAGCAAGAACUGGGAGCUGUUGCGAAGGCUUGAUCCCGACUCUCCCGAGUUGACUGAUGACGAAUGGGCCAAGAUGUACAAUCCCGAGGGAAAGGGAAUUCUGGUAAUUUCGAAUAUUCUACAGCUCGAUGGAAAGACUCAAGUUAACCACUUUGUUCGGCAGGCUAAACUUGGCUACUCGUUAAUCCCUGGCGCUGGUCGUCUAUAUCUCAUGGGUAAAGGAUACCAAGGAGAGGAUCACUUCGGGCUGAAGGACGUUACGAUCGAGGAGCCAUUCGCCGACCUCUAUUAUUCUAAGCCCCUGCCCAAGGAGGAUUUUGAAAAAGGCAUCGCACGCUUCCAGUCGUGGCACAUGGACGGCCCGCAGUAUGUCGUCCACGGCCCCAUAUAUACAUCCUUUCGCUGCAUCAAGCUACCAGAGGGCGAGCAGACGGUCGAUUGGGCCGAUGGCUCUGGCUUGACCAAAAAGGUUAAGCCAGGACGUACGGCCUUUUUCAGCACGGCCCAGCUAUAUGACAUGCUCACGCCAGAGGAGCAGCAAAUGGCAGACCACAGCUGGUGUGAGCAGAUGUUUUACCCUUACGAGUGGAUCCUCGGCUGUCGCGGGAACCCCAACGGUCUCAAUGUCGCCUGCGAGGGCAGAGAGGUGCCCUUUGACGUGAUGGAGGCCAUGCCAAGGAAGCCAAAGAACCAACUUGUUCUUCCCCUCGUCUGGAUGAACAGUGUCACCGGCAAAAAGCAUUUCCAAGUCCAACCCAACACUGUCCGUCGUCUUUUCAUCCGCAACAAUGCCGAAGAGACGCCUAGAGUCAUUGAAGAUGUCAAAGAAAUACGGGAUUUCCUUACCAAGCUUCAGAUCAGGGUCCUACGGCCAGAGAACAUCUACGUCGGGCCAGAAGAGGAGGGUGAUCACGUGUUUUGGUACAAUUGGGGAGUUAUGCACACAAAGAUUGACUAUCCAGUCAAGUAUGGUGUGCGGACCGCUCACCAGGGUUGGAUUCCUGCCAGUAGGGCGCCGACUGGGCCAGUACCUAUCUCAGGUCAGGAGUGAAACAAGGGUAAUUAUGAUUAUAGCUGCGCUUGUCGGUUCAUCGGCAAACAUACGAAUUGGAUAAAUCAUAUACAUAACAUGUAAUUUAGAAACACGUGGCAGAAUCUUCAACAGAUUUUGCAAUCCCGUAGUUAGUUACGCUUAGUUUAAAUCAUGCGUUAAAAUACUAUCUUGG